Messenger RNA from Eucalyptus grandis, 1359 nucleotides. Its product is annotated as F-box protein At3g58530. Gene Ontology annotation, biological process: SCF-dependent proteasomal ubiquitin-dependent protein catabolic process. Lineage: Eukaryota; Viridiplantae; Streptophyta; Magnoliopsida; Myrtales; Myrtaceae. The transcript is spliced from 12 exons. Gene Ontology annotation, molecular function: protein binding. Gene Ontology annotation, cellular component: SCF ubiquitin ligase complex. Bases 51 to 1109 code for a protein of 352 amino acids. The record is from RefSeq and is a predicted model, not a curated record.
AAUAAUAAACAGGACAAGCCAAAAGCUGAAGCAGAAGAGCUGCACCGAAAAUGGCAGCGGAAGCAGAGGAAACAGAGGAGCUCGCAUGGAGCAGGGAGACGAUUCCCAGGGUCAUGAAGAUCGCCUGCGCCAGGCUCCCCCAGCGGGACCUCGUCUCUCUCCUGCUCGUCAGCCCGUGGCUGCACCGCACCCUCGUCUCGUACCCUUCUCUCUGGCUGGUUCUUGAUUUGCGCGAGAUGACCAACGCGGGGAACCGGCUCCUGGGCGCUCUCUCGCUGCCAAGGUAUCGCCAGGUGAAGCGAAUCGACCUCGAGUUCGCCCAAGAUAUCGAGGACAAACACCUGGAGUCCCUCGAGAACGAGUAUUCUGAAUCUCUCAAAAGCUUGGAGACUUUAAAUCUGAACGGUUGCCAAAAGAUCUCUGACAAGGGAAUUGCUGCUGUAACCAGUUGUUGUCCAAAUCUUAAGGUUUUUUCUAUUUAUUGGAAUGUGCGAGUGACAGACAUAGGCAUAAAGCAUCUGGUAGAGAACUGCAGACAUUUAGUUGAUUUGAACUUAAGUGGCUGCAAGAAUAUUACAGACAAGAGCUUGGAGUUAGUUGCUGACAGUUAUAAUGAAUUACAGUCACUAAACCUUACUAGGUGUGUCAAGCUUACAGAUAUUGGCUUGCAGCAAAUACUAUUCAAGUGCUCUUCUCUCCAGAGUCUAAACCUUUAUGCCCUUUCUAGUCUCACAGAUAACGCAUACAACAAUAUUUCCUCUCUUUCCCAUCUGAAGUACUUGGAUCUUUGUGGAGCCCAGAACCUAUCAGAUGAUGCACUUUCCUGUAUAGCCAAAUGUGGAAAAGUCGUGGCCCUGAAUUUGACAUGGUGUGUACGUAUAACUGACAAGGGGGUCAUAGCAGUUGCUGAAGGCUGCGUCUCACUCGAGUUCCUUAGCUUGUUUGGGAUAGUUGGGGUGACAGACAAGUGCCUUGAAGCCCUUUCGACAACCUGCUCAAACACACUCACCACACUUGAUGUGAAUGGUUGCAUCGGCAUCAAGAGACGAAGCCGUGAAGACCUGCUCAAAUUGUUUCCACACCUAAAAUGUUUUAAGGUUCAUAGCUGACAUUUUAAAGGAGGACAAUAUACCGAUAUAGAUGACAAUUAUAUAUUUUCUUUUUUGUAAGAAAGUGGUGAUACAGCUGCAGCUGCUAGAAAAGAUCAUAUCAUAACGCCAUUUGAGAUUUUUCAGCUGGAUUGUCAUGUUUCCCCUGGAUUUCAAAGUCUGCUUGCUGUCUCUCUUGAAGUCUGUAUGAUUGACAAUGAAAUUUUGAGAAAAUAUUCGCAAAGAAUGAAUGAGAGGAUAUUUAGCAGAA